UUUGGCGAUCAUUUUUCAACACCGUCUGUCGAUGAGGUUAAAUCACGACCUUUAUCACAUUCUGAAGCUUUAGAAUCUCUGUGUACACUUGGAAAAUGUGAUUCAGGCUUGAAGUAUCCUUUUUUGGCGAUGGACGAUUCUGACAGGCAUUUAUCGGAUGUGAGUAUUAUUCCCAUUUUUAAAAAUGUCAUUCGAGUCAAUGUUUCUGGAAACCAUCUCACAACAAAGUUCCUUAAAGUAUUAUCUUCAAUGUCUUUUCUGCUUAUCCUCGAAACUGGUCGAAAUUGCCUUAGUGGUUCUCUGAGAAUGGAUCCAUUGCCUUAUUUACGGGUUUACGCUGUAAAUUUAUUAUUUUACCAUGGAACAAAAACAAUUUAUCAGGAACAGAAGGUAUUUCAUCCCCUAUUGGGAACUCUGGAACUAAAUUAUAAUCGCAUCGCAGAUGUCAGCCUGGAUCCUGAAAUUCUAAAAAGAAUAAAAGUUCUCGAACUUCGAAGAAAUAUUCUUUGGAAAACUAAUGGAAUAUAUUUACCUAGCCUGCUUCGUCUGUACAUUGCAAAUAAUGAAAUUGAGAGACUUGAAGGUCUCAAGUAUUUGGUGAAUUUAAAGAUUCUCCAUCUUCGAGAUAUCAGACUUUUAAGCUUCCAUGGGUUUCAGAAUGGUUCUUUGAAAGUAACUUAUUUAAAUUUGAGAAGCAAUAAAAUGAAAAGGAUAUCUGAAUUGACAGGACUAGAAAAUGUGAAGCGAAUUGAUAAAGACCCUGUUUUGGAAAAUGAACGGCAUCAAGCAGCAAGUCACCGUCAACAAAUGUUGGAUGAUGGCAUGAGCUUUUCGGAAUUCGAUGUACAUGAUAUUGAGGGCGACGAAUGA
Belonocnema kinseyi is the source of this 870-nucleotide messenger RNA. RefSeq names its product leucine-rich repeat-containing protein 23-like. The transcript is spliced from 3 exons. Gene Ontology annotation, molecular function: protein binding. Lineage: Eukaryota; Metazoa; Arthropoda; Insecta; Hymenoptera; Cynipidae. The annotation marks the transcript as partial. The record is from RefSeq and is a predicted model, not a curated record.